This is a messenger RNA of Polypterus senegalus (gray bichir), 2643 nucleotides long. It is a transcript of the gene nub1, whose product is annotated as negative regulator of ubiquitin-like proteins 1. The record is from RefSeq and is a predicted model, not a curated record. Gene Ontology annotation, molecular function: protein binding. The transcript is spliced from 15 exons. The coding region runs from base 303 to 2111 and encodes 602 amino acids. Lineage: Eukaryota; Metazoa; Chordata; Cladistia; Polypteriformes; Polypteridae. Gene Ontology annotation, biological process: regulation of ubiquitin-dependent protein catabolic process.
CCACCCACAAAAACAGCAAGCAACGUUGCCGUGGCAUAAUCCGCAAAAUUUUAAGUUAAUAUGACAGUUAAUAAGAGACAUCCACUGGAAUCCUUAGGGCAGCUGCUGAUCCAGUUCGAGAAGCGCUUUGAGUAACGAGAUAACGAAUCGCUUAAGAGAGUUCGGUCGUGGAAAUCGAAAAAGUACAAAAGAUUACCUGACCCUCGCGGAGCUCCGUAGUCCGGAAGCGAAAAAAGAAAAUAAAAACAUUGGACAGUCACUACCUGCGAGCGAAUAGGUGAGUCUUUUUGAUAGAAUCAGUAAUGGUAGAACAGAAUCACCUUCAGAACAAGCUUAUAAAACUUUUGAGGAGGGAUAAUAUUGAACUGUGGAAACCUCCAUAUACAACAGAAGACAAUGAGGAGGAAAAAAGUGAUCUUAAGGGGCUUUCUGACAAGUAUGCAGCAGAAGUUGGUUUUAAUGUUACUCAAGUGGAAGCUGCACUUGACGAUAUAAGGCUGUCUGCAAUUAGACGAGGGAAGGGAAAUGAGGCCUACAAGGAAACUGGAAUCGCCACAUUAUAUAUUGCAUUGCCAAAGGACUGCAAGAAAAACAUUUUGGAAAUGCAGCUUGACAUUAAGACCACUGACCUCAUGAUAAAGAUUAAUGAAGAAUUUGGACUUGGAAUUGAAAUGAAACUCAUUUUUAAGGGCAAAGAACUUAAAGUUGAUAAAACUCUUGCUGAACAGAACGUUAAACAUAACUCAAAAAUAAUGGUUCUGAAAUUAGAAAGUAAAUCGAAAAUCAUAGAAGAGGAAAAACAAAACCAAAUGCUUAAAAGAAGUCAAAAAGGAUUUCAGAUACUGUCAAACAGAGAUGAAAGUAUGGAUCCAGAAACUACCCCCUACUUGGAAAUUGCUGAUCAGAAGGGAAAUCCUAUUAAAUUUCCCUCAGAAGAGAAAAAGGCACUCAUUAUGGCCAUUGGCCUGCAUGAAAAAGGAAGGGCCUUUCUGAAGAAAAAAGAUUAUCCAAUGGCUUUGUGCUUCCUACUGCAAGCAGAUGAGAAAUUUAAUGUUUGUCAUUCAAAUUUAUUAGAGUCUGUUGACAACUAUGCAGUUCUGCAGCUGGACAUUGUUUGGUGUUAUCGAGCUCUCGAGCAAAUGUCUUUACUCGAAGAUGCUAAGGCCAGAUUGCAGAAAGCUGAAGAUGCUUUCCUGAAAUGCUAUGGCAAGGACAGAGAAAGACUUGUUCAAAUAAAGGGAAAUUCUAGAGGGGAAGAAGUGCUAUUUCUAAGGCUUUACUUACUUCAGGGCUUGCUAUCAUAUAUUGAAGGUAAUGAAAAUGCAGCUGCUGAAAAACUUAGCAAGGUACAAAAUCUACAUAUGCAACUCUGCAUUGACUCUAGUAAAAUAGCUGAACUCAUGAAUCUUGGAUACACAGAGCAAGAAGCACGUCUUGGUCUACGUGCCUGUGAUGGAAAUGUUAACAAUGCAGCCGACCAUAUUUGUCAGAGAAGAGAAGAAAAAGAAGCAGUAAGAAGAAAGGAAAGAGAAAAGAGAAGAAAAAGAAUGGAUGAUAUUACCUCAUUGACUCAGCUGGGUUAUUCUAGAAGAAAUGCUGCAAAGGCACUUGCUAAAGCAGGAGGGGACUUGAACAAAGCCUUUCAGGACCUUCUUGAUAACUACUCACCUAUAGCAGCAGAAAACAAUAACCAAAGGCUGAAUAACAAUGAAAUGGUUACAGAAGAAAAAAUUAAUCAGGUAGUAUCUCUUGGUUUUAACCAAGAUUCUGCAGAGGCUGCAUUGAGACAUGCAAAUGGAAACCUAGAAAGUGCCAUACAGCUUCUUCUUCAUUAUAAUGGGAAUCUUCCAGAAAAUUUAAAAGCAGUAGGAGCAACUUCAUCUUCCACUCCUGAAGACACAAGCAUUUCAUCAGAAGAGCCCAGUUCUAGUUCUGCAGGCUCUCCAGGAAAUUCAGAGGAUGACCCAAUGGAAGCAGAUCUUAUACAAGAGGUACUUGCAGAUAUCCCAGAGCAUGAAGAAGACUAUCUUGACUUGACUUUGGAGGAAGAGGAGAUGGUAAUUGAGCAACUGAAAAGUUACCUGGAAAGAAGGAACCAAUCAACUGGUUAAUUAAUUUGAUUAAUGCAAAAAUUUAAAUCACAGUGUUUCAGACAGAAUGCAAAGUUUUAAAUUAUUUCAACUAUGUUGGUCAAUUUUUUUUGCAGUUAAUGCAUUUAGGAAGAAUGUACAAAAAAACCCAGCCAUUAUGCAUUUUAACAUAUUUGUAAGAAUAAUAUCUCCUCUUUAAUUCUUAGGAGUAUAUUCAAUUUUUGUACAUUUUCAGCAGUAGAUUUAUAUCAGCCUAUUAUGAUUCACAGCUAUAAAACAGAAUACCUAUUUUAUUACAACUAUUUUACAUUUUAAACUGCAACCACUUACUCUUACUAUUUAAAUGAAGUAAAUUUGUAAAACGAGUCAAAGUAACACAUUUUACUUGUAUCAGAUUUGAAGGUGUACCAUAAUCAUUUAAUUGUUGUAUUAAAGUCAUGAACUGAAGGAAAAUGUUAUCAAUUCUGUGAUUCAUUAGGUUUAAUUUAUGUAUAGAACGUAAAAGACUGAAACCAAAAUAUUCUUAAAAAUGCACAAUAAAAAUCAAAAAUGU